AUGUAUGCGUAUAUUUAAUCUAUUUAUUUCUAAUAGUAAUAUUUUUUGAAUAGUAAAAUAAUUUACAAAAUAUAAUAAUUAUAUUUAUAAAUAAAUAUCUAUAAAAUUUAAUUUUUACAGACUACUUCCAAAUAUUUUAAAAUAAAAGUUAAAUAAUUUUUUAAGGUUAGUUUGUUUGCUUGCUUGCAGAUUUAUUUAAUUGUUUUUUAUUAAAAUAAGCUUAGUUAGAAUUAGGUAUUUAAGGUUUUAUUUAAUAUGGAUUUUCAGAAUGUAUGCAAUUUUCAUUUUCAGAUUCAGUUUUUUAUUGUUUUUAGGUUUCCUACUGUGAUAAAAAUAGAACCUAUUAUACUAACAGGACUCAAAUUUUAUUCAAAGACAUAAAUAUCAACAAAUAUUUAAAUAACUAUUUGA
Messenger RNA from Tetrahymena thermophila SB210, 411 nucleotides. Its product is annotated as transmembrane protein, putative. The record is from RefSeq and is a predicted model, not a curated record. The transcript has 2 exons. Lineage: Eukaryota; Ciliophora; Oligohymenophorea; Hymenostomatida; Tetrahymenidae.